AAUGAAGAUUACUUACUUGAUCUGCAUUGUGUCGUUGGUUGUCUUUCGAAAUGUCGCAGCCGAAGCUGAAGAAACUUUGACAAGCGAGAAUGCUACAGAGACGACAACAAUUCUGGACAAUGCUGCAGUUGCUGUGGAAGAGACUUUGACAAGCGAGGAUGCAGUUGCUGUGGAAGAGACUUUGACAAUCAAGGAUGUUGAAAAUCUGCGAAAUUCAAUCCUGACCUAUGUUGAGCAGUUUUUGGCGCAAUUUGGCAGGGUUUUCGCAGUCGAAGCUGAAGAAACUUUGACAAGCGAGAAUGCUACAGAGACGACAACAAUUCUGGACGACACUGUUCAUUCAAUUCAAGAGAACUUUGGGAGGAAUUUAAGAUCCUUCUUCUGGAAAAGAAUAGCAGCUCCAGUACUCAGCUCACUCGGUCUCAAUCAAACAUUUACCGUGGCAAUAUGA
Messenger RNA from Trichobilharzia regenti, 451 nucleotides. The record is from the annotation of a GenBank genome assembly. Lineage: Eukaryota; Metazoa; Platyhelminthes; Trematoda; Strigeidida; Schistosomatidae.